UUGCCACACGAACCACAUGUAGAAGAUUUUGCGCAUUUUCAUGUGCGUCUAUCGUUCAACCUGCCAGAUUGCAAAAGCCGUCUGGAUCCGAAUACGAAGUAGGUACAGUUUUGUACAAGUAGAACAUAACAUACGUGUGGUUAGAGCAGUUGCCUUUUUGUCACACGAAUACAUUUACCAGGACCACGACAGGUGGACAUUUGUGUAUCCGACUCUUUGCCCAAGUUUGCUGUAUCCCUCAAACAGCUGUGUUUGCGAUCGAAGUAAAGCCUAUAAAUGAUUUCCUAGUUCUAUAUUAUCUCUGGCGACGAUCAACGUCAAUUAAUUAUUCUCAAUAGUAUUGACAGAUUGACUUUUGAAAACAAAACAAAAUGAUUCAAAUCAGGAAAAUGCCAGUAUUGUGCCUACUUUUGUUGCUCAUCAAUCUGAUGACUACUCAAACACAAGGGCUAGCUGUUAUGAGUGUUGACUUAGGAAGUGAAUGGAUGAAAAUUGCUAUAGUCUCACCUGGUGUACCAAUGGAAAUAGCACUGAACAAAGAAUCAAAAAGAAAAACUCCAGUAACAAUAUCAUUCCGAGAUGGUGAACGUACAUUUGGUGAAGAUGCCCAAGUUGUGGGUACACGCUUCCCAAAAAAUAGUUUUUCUUAUAUUUUAGAUCUUAUUGGAAAAUCUAUUGAUAAUCCAAUGGUUCAACUAUUUCAAAAACGUUUUCCUUACUACAAUAUUGAAGCUGACUCUGAGAGAAAUACUAUACUGUUCCGUAUUGAUGACGAAACAACAUAUACCCCAGAAGAACUUCUUGCUCAACUAUUAUACAAAGCUAAAGAAUUUGCUCAAAUUUCUGCUGGACAAAAGAUAAAAGAGGCAGUUAUAACUGUUCCAGGAUUCUUUAACCAAGCUGAACGGCAAGCUCUUCUUCAAGCAGCUGAAUUAGCCAAUAUUAAGGUUCUACAACUGAUAAAUGAUUAUUCAGCUGUAGCUCUUAACUAUGGUAUUUUUAGGAGCAAAGAAAUUAAUGACUCAGCUCAUUAUGUUAUGUUUUAUGACAUGGGUGCUAGCAGUACUACUGCCACUAUCGUUGGGUAUCAAAAUGUAAAAUCAAAGGAUAGAGGAUUUCUUGAAACACAUCCCCAAGUUAGUAUUUUAGGAGUUGGAUACGAUAGAACACUUGGUGGAUUAGAAAUGCAAAUAAGAUUGAGAGAUUACUUGGCCAAGGAAUUUGAUGCAAUGAAAAAAACACCCAAUUCAGUGUUCAAUAAUCCUCGAGCUAUGGCUAAACUUUUCAAAGAAGCUGGACGAGUAAAGAAUGUUUUGAGUGCUAAUGCAGAGCAUUAUGCUCAGAUUGAAGGUCUUUUGGAUGAAAAGGAUUUCAAAUUGUUGGUAUCUAGAGAAAAAUUAGAAGAAAUUUGUUUUGAUCUGUUUGAGCGAGUUGCUAACCCAGUUAAAACUGCUCUUGAAACUUCAGCUCUGACAAUGGAUAUUAUUUCUCAAGUUGUAUUAGUUGGCGCUGGUACUCGUGUGCCAAAAGUUCAAGAGAAGUUGGCUGCUUUUCUGAAAACAGAUUUGGCUAAAAAUAUUAAUGCUGAUGAAGCUGCAGCCCUUGGUGCAGUUUACAGAGCUGCAGAUCUAAGUCAGGGUUUUAAAGUCAAGAAAUUUAUCACCAAAGAUGCAGUAUUAUUUCCCAUUCAAGUUUUGUUUGAUAGAGUAGCAGAGGAUAAAGUUAAACAGGUUCGAAGAACGUUGUUCAGUAAAAUGAAUGCUUAUCCACAAAAGAAAAUCAUUACUUUUAACAAACACACAACUGAUUUCACUUUUGAUAUUAAUUAUUCGGAUCUUGAUUACUUAUCUCCAGAGGAAGUAGCUGCAAUUGGUAACUUAAAUAUUUCUACUAUAUCAUUGUCUGGGGUAUCAGAAGCUUUAGCAAAACAUGAAAAAGAAUCAGCAGAAAGUAAAGGAAUCAAAGCUCAUUUUGCAAUGGAUGACAGUGGUGUACUGAAUUUGAUAAAUGUAGAACUUGUCUCAGAAAAAACUGUGAUUGCAGAGGAAGAUGGAAAGGAAGAAGAAGGUGCUUUCUCUAAACUUGGUUCGACAAUAAGCAAACUCUUUUCUGGUUCAGAAAAUGAAGAAAAAAUAAAGAUACCAUCACAAAAUGAAGAAAAAACUACUGAAGAAAAAAAUAAAAAAGAAACUGAUGAAAAAGUAAAGGAAUCAAACGAUACAAAACCAGUUGAAAAUGAAACUAAAAAUAAAACGGAAAAAGUAGUAAAAGAAAAACCUACUCAAAUUCUCCUCAAAGAGUCUAUUGAAGCUAAAGUAGAGAAAUUAGGAUCUCAAAAACUUUCCGAUGAUAAAUUCUCUGCUUCUAAGAGCAAGCUCAAAGCAUUGGAUACUUAUGAUAAAGAAAAAGCUAAACGAGAAAGUGCAUUGAAUAAUUUAGAAUCUUUUGUUAUUGAUAUGCAACAAAAACUUGAAACUGAUGAAUAUCAAAAAGCUGUUCAGUCAGAGGAAUCCGAGAAAAUUAGGAAAGCUUGCAGUGACGCCUCAGAAUGGCUUUAUGAAGAAGGUUUUGAUGCUUCAGCUGAUGUUUUUGAAGACAAAUUGAAAGAGUUGCAAAAACUAACUAAUGAUGUAAAUGAAAGAGUAUUUGAACAUAAAGAACGCCCCGAAGUUUUAAAGGGCAUGGUUUCUAUGUUGAAUGGAAGUAAAACUUUUCUGGUAAAUAUGAAAAAGUUAAAUGUAUCUUCUGAAAUCUUCACGUCGAUUGAAAUCGAGACUCUCGAAAAAGUCAUCAAUGAAACACAAGAAUAUCAUGAUCUCGUAGUAAAGGUGUCCAAAGAAACGAAACUUUACGAACCUGUGGUACAUAAAGUUCGUGAUAUUGCUAACAAAAUGGCAAUUCUUGAUCGUGAAGUAAAGUAUCUCGUUAAUAAGGCGAAAAUUUGGAGGCCCAAAGAAGAACCUGUAACUUCUACUAAAAACGAAACCGAAAACGCGAGUGACAGUAAAUCAACUGAUAGUGAUAAAGAGAAAACUGACUCAGAAACAGAGAAAUCAUCUGAAGAAAACGAGGCAAAAGAUGAAACUUUAGAACUACCUAUUUGGAAUGAUGAACCAAUUACGAAUGAGAAGACGCAAGACGCUGCAUCCAAUGACGAGCAUCAAGAACUUUAAAUAUUUAAAUUUUUUUCGUAAAAUUAAGACAUAUGUCAAGAAAUACGAAAAAAAUGAGAUUGUUGUUUUGAUCGGUUUAAAUUAUUUUUAAAUCGAUUUUAAAAUUGUUCGUCAAAUAUUGUAAUUAUGCGAGUGUGUGAAUGAAAUAGUUAAACAUAAGUAAUGUUCAAUCAUAAAUUAUUUUCUUUCCUGCACUUAAAAAAGAUGUACUUGAGAUACUCUAUAAUUUUUUAAUAUUUAAUGAUUUCAACAAGUACUGAAA
Molecule: messenger RNA, 3435 nt
Organism: Trichogramma pretiosum
Lineage: Eukaryota; Metazoa; Arthropoda; Insecta; Hymenoptera; Trichogrammatidae
Gene: Grp170
Product: hypoxia up-regulated protein 1
Exons: 9
Coding region: 372-3173 (933 amino acids)
Biological process (GO): negative regulation of hypoxia-induced intrinsic apoptotic signaling pathway; cellular response to hypoxia; endoplasmic reticulum unfolded protein response
Cellular component (GO): endoplasmic reticulum chaperone complex
Molecular function (GO): ATP-dependent protein folding chaperone; ATP binding
Source: RefSeq, a predicted model, not a curated record